Messenger RNA from Carica papaya (papaya), 3216 nucleotides. NCBI's taxonomy places the organism in Eukaryota, Viridiplantae, Streptophyta, Magnoliopsida, Brassicales, Caricaceae. The record is from RefSeq and is a predicted model, not a curated record.
AUCUAGUUCAAGGUUAUUAAUGAGAGCUUCUUUGUCUCGAAAGAAAUGAGGGCUUGUAGUAGUGAUUGGGGCACUUAUUUUAGCUGUCGUUUGGCUUUUCUAGUUGAAGGCUCAUUUUGAAACUAACCCGAAGGAUUUAGAUCUAUUAAAACACGAUAAGGUUUUGAGCAAGAAGCCUCCUGCUCCUCACCUGCGUCAUGUGCCUGACUACCUUGUUGACCCUAAAACUCAGGAAGCCAGCAAAAUUGUUAAGCUUGCCAGAGCUGCAAUGGGUCGUAAUCGCUCUACUACUCGCCACGCAUCAAGGAGAAGAUCAAGAAAAAGCGCCUAAGAAAGGCCGCAGAAGUGGAACAGGAAAAGGUAAAGAGGCAGGUGAUGGUUCGGGACUGUUUUGCCCCGAUAAUGCAUCCUUGGCUAGUCUCUGUUCUUCUUUUCUGAAUCAAGCCAUGUCUACUCUUGCUUCCAUCUUCUUCAUUUUGAUUCUCACACAGUCUCUGCUACUAUUAUCACCGUUAGCUUCGUCAAGCCCAGAAACUAUUAAGGGCUUACUUACCCGCUUAGAUUCUCAAAAGUCAUCUGCUUCAGUUCAAGAAUCAGCUGCUAGAGGUGUUCUAAAGAGAUUGCUACCCACCCAUUUGAAUAGCUUUGAGAUUAACAUUGUUUCCAAGGAUGUUUGUGGUGGACACAGUUGCUUUUUGAUAGAAAAUUACCACAGUUCAAGCCAGAGUGGACCUCAGAUAAUGAUAAAAGGCACCACAGCAGUUGAAAUUGCUUCUGGUCUUCACUGGUAUUUGAAGUAUUGGUGUGGUGCUCAUGUUUCUUGGGACAAGACUGGUGGCGCUCAGAUUGAUUCUGUUCCCAAGCCAGGAUCCAUACCUUUCGUAAAAGAUGAAGGCUUCAUAAUUCAACGACCAGUACCUUGGAAUUAUUACCAAAAUGUUGUUACAUCUAGUUAUUCAUAUGUUUGGUGGGAUUGGCAAAGAUGGGAGAAAGAGAUAGACUGGAUGGCUCUUCAAGGAAUUAACCUGCCUCUGGCAUUCACUGGGCAAGAAGCCAUCUGGCAGAAGGUUUUCAAGGGAUUCAAUAUUAGCAAGGAAGACUUACAUGAUUUUUUUGGUGGACCUGCUUUCCUUGCUUGGGCUCGCAUGGGAAAUUUACAUCGGUGGGGUGGGCCCCUAUCACAAAAUUGGUUGGAUCAGCAAUUGCUUUUGCAGAAGAAGAUUCUAUCUCGGAUGCUAGAGUUGGGCAUGACACCAGUGCUUCCGUCGUUCUCUGGAAAUGUUCCAGCAGCUUUAAGGAAUACAUUUCCUUCAGCAAAGAUAACUAGACUUGGGGAAUGGAAUACUGUGGAUGGAGAUCCUCGGUGGUGUUGUACUUACCUUCUUGAUCCAUCUGACCCUUUAUUUGUUGAGAUUGGGGAGGCUUUUAUCAGGCAGCAAAUAGAAGAAUAUGGAGAUGUUACUGACAUAUACAACUGUGAUACAUUCAAUGAAAACAAACCACCUACAAAUGAUCCAGCAUAUAUUUCAUCACUUGGAGCUGCUGUAUAUAAAGCAAUGUCCAAAGGUGAUAAAGAUGCUGUAUGGUUAAUGCAGGGGUGGCUCUUCUACUCAGACUCUGAAUUCUGGAAGCCAAGUCAAAUGAAAGCACUUCUGCAUUCUGUUCCAUAUGGGAAAUUGGUAGUUCUUGAUCUAUUUGCUGACGUCAAACCAUUAUGGAAAAUUUCCUCUCAGUUUUAUGGUACUCCUUAUAUCUGGUGUCUGCUACAUAAUUUUGGAGGAAAUAUUGAAAUGUAUGGCCUAUUGGAUUCAGUUUCCUCAGGUCCAGUUGAUUCACGCAUCAGUAAAAAUUCAACUAUGGUGGGUGUUGGCAUGUGCAUGGAAGGAAUAGAGCAAAAUCCAGUUGUAUAUGAGUUAAUGUCUGAAAUGGCAUUUCGAAGUGAACAAGUGCAAGUUGUGGAAUGGCUGAAGGCUUAUGCACAGAGACGGUAUGGUAAAGCCGUGGAUCAACUUCAAGCAGCAUGGGAAGUUCUUUAUCACACAGUUUACAAUUGUACAGAUGGAAUUGCUGACCAUAACAAAGAUUUCAUAGUUCAGUUUCCAGAUUGGGAUCCAUCACUAGGAUCCUGGUCAGACAACUCAAAACAAUCCCAGAUGCAUAAGCUCCCCACACUCUCUGGAACUAGAAGGUUUAUGUUCCAACAAACCGACCCUAAUUUACCUCAGGCACAUUUAUGGUAUUCUACUGAAAAAGUGAUCAAAGCUUUGAAACUGUUUCUUGAUGCUGGAAAUGAUCUUGCGGGGAGUCUUACAUAUAGGUAUGACUUGGUUGACUUGACACGGCAAGUGCUAUCGAAGCUUUCAAACCAAGUUUAUAUGGAUGCAGUGACUGCUUUUCGAAUGAAGCAUGUCAAAGCUUUUAACCUUCACAGCCAAAAAUUUCUUCAGCUCAUAAAGGAUAUUGAAGUUCUUCUUGCUUCUGAUGAUAAUUUCUUACUUGGGACGUGGCUUGAAAGUGCAAAAAAGCUGACAGUGAAUUCUUGGGAGAGGAAGCAGUACGAGUGGAAUGCUAGAACACAACUGACAAUGUGGUUUGAUAACACAAAAACUAAUCAGAGCAGGCUACAUGAUUAUGCAAACAAAUUUUGGAGUGGCCUACUAGAAGACUACUAUCUGCCACGAGCAUCAACCUAUUUCACUUAUCUGUCAGAAAGCCUGACAAAAAAUGAAAGCUUCAAGUUGGAGGAGUGGAGAAGAGAAUGGAUAUCCUUUUCAAACAAGUGGCAAGCCGGAAAUAAGCUUUAUCCGGUGAAGGCCAAAGGAGAUGCUCUCGUUAUUUCUAGAGCUUUAUACAAAAAGUAUUUUGAUUAGUUAUCUGGCACAUUUGAUACCUCAGAUAUGAGCAAGUGCUCUGAGUUAUCUCCUGCAGAUCAGCACCUGAAGUUAGCCUUUCUAAGGUAUAUCUGUAUCUCAAGCUGCAUGUAUACCAGGCUUUAUGGAAUAUUGAAGGUUGAAGAGAAGAUUGAACCCAAGAAUGCAGGUGUUGGAUAUACACGAACCAAAUCAAAAGCCUGAUAAUUGAUGAUGCUGAAUUGAUUAUUUGUUUUUUUAAUACAAUUUGAUUGAUAUUGGCGACAUUAAUUGUUGGAUUAAAUUAAAAUGAGUUCUUAGUAUUAUAACAUCCUUCAAACAAUAUCAUGCUUAGAAAGUUAUUGGA